AUGCAUUUAUUUGGCAUAUUCCUACUGAUCACCUGCGCCAUUAUUGCAAUCGAAGCCUGUCCAUCAAAAGGACCUCCCGGUGCCCCAGGUCUGCCAGGACGAGAUGGACGAAAGGGAAGUCCAGGAAAAAAAGGGCAACGGGGAGCUGAAGGAGAAGAAGGAGAUCGUGGAGCAGCAGGAGUCACAGGGUAUCAAGGUGAUCCAGGUCCUCCGGGAGAUGCGGG
Acanthocheilonema viteae is the source of this 224-nucleotide messenger RNA. The record is from the annotation of a GenBank genome assembly. NCBI's taxonomy places the organism in Eukaryota, Metazoa, Nematoda, Chromadorea, Rhabditida, Onchocercidae.